AUGAGUAAACAUAUAACAAAGUGCACACUAUCAAAUGAUUCUGUUAUAAAAUUAAUUGAUUGCACUAAAUUGAAUAUGUCCGAUGGCAAGGGCAUACUUGCUGCUGACGAAUCCACUGGUACAAUUAAGAAGAGGUUUAACAUGAUAAAUUUGGAAAAUACGGAAAAUUUACUUUUUACAACACCAUUAUACAAUCAAUACAUUUCCGGAACAAUACUGUUUGAUGAGGCUCUCUUCCAGAAUGAUCCCAAUGAGAAACCGUUUGUUGAAAUACUCAAAGUUAACAAAAUUAUAAUUGGCAUCAAAUUAAUUCCCAAUACCGAUAAAUACUUUACCAAAAGCUUUGGACGCCUUGUUUAUUCACUGCAAAAGUACUAUGAAGCUGGAGCCAGAUUUGCCAAAUGGAGAUCAGUAAUCUCGAUAGAUCUAAAAACAUCCAAACCUUCAAUGCUAUCCAUAAAUACUGUUUGUGAUGGUUUAGUUAAAUAUGCAAGUGUUUGCCAAGCAAAUGGCCUCUUUCCCAUUGUGGAACCGGAAAUUCUCGCCGACGGUGAUCACUCAAUUGAAACAUGUGCUAUUGUUAUAGAGAAAGUCCUAUCAGUGUUAUUUAAAUCCCUUUAUGACCAUAGAGUAGUAUUGGAAGGGACAAUACUCAAAAUCAAUAUGAUUACUCCUGGGUUUGAUUCUAAAAAUAAAAGCUCAUCUCAGGAAAUAGCCUACUUUACCACUAAGGCAUUGUUACGUACGGUACCACCUGCUCUAGGUGGUAUUGUAUUCCCUUCUGGAGGCCAAUUGGAAGCAGAUGCCACGGUGAAUUUGAAUUCAAUAAACAGAUUUGGAUCUUUUCCAUGGAAGCUAUCUUUAUCCUACGGCAGAACAUUACAAGCAUCAUCUCAACAAGUAUUUUUACAAAGAGCCAAGGGAAAUAGCAUGGCGUGCCUGGGCAAACUUAAUGUUUCUAAAGUUGGAGAUGCAUCAAAAAUAUAUUAUUUGAGAAACACUACACAUAUUAAUUUUAGCUACUCCAUCACAUAUUGUAUAACUUGUUAA
This is a messenger RNA of Babesia microti strain RI, 1050 nucleotides long. Its product is annotated as fructose-bisphosphate aldolase. Gene Ontology annotation, biological process: glycolytic process; fructose 1,6-bisphosphate metabolic process. The record is from RefSeq and is a predicted model, not a curated record. Gene Ontology annotation, molecular function: fructose-bisphosphate aldolase activity. NCBI's taxonomy places the organism in Eukaryota, Apicomplexa, Aconoidasida, Piroplasmida, Babesiidae. Bases 1 to 1050 code for a protein of 349 amino acids. The transcript is spliced from 5 exons. Gene Ontology annotation, cellular component: cytosol.